AUGAGUGCCUCAACGCUCUUCAAGAGGAUUGCGCAAAGGGCCGACUCCCUGACAUGGCGACUGGGUGGCUCUUCCAUGCAGGUACAACCGGGCUUGGCGCGCCCCACGCCGUUGAAGCCGUCCGGCGCUCGUAAGACGUUGCGGUUCAUCUCCGUGCUUACUGCCUCGGGGGCUGUCGCCGCGAGCGCCGCCUACUACGCCAGGCAGGCAGACUCUCGCAUGUAUCUGGUCCAGGAUGUGUCCAGCAAGACGCUUGGCAGUGAGGAUGCGCGCUUCGCCUUCUACAAUGAACUCGAAAGCAACCCUCCGGACGUGUCCUCACUGCCCGUUGAGCACGCGGUGCUCACAUCCGCGCCGCAUGUGCCACCGCCAGUGACUCGCAAGCAUCCCGCCCUCGUGAAGGUGGACCUCACGACAUCGCCAAAACUGAUGCAGGUGACGAACCAGUACAAGUACGAGGCGUGGACCUUUAACGGCACAGUCCCGGGCCCCUUCAUCCGCGCGCGCGCAGGCGACGUGGUAGAGCUGCGGCUCACGAACCGCGACGAGACGGGCAACCCGCACAACAUCGACUCGCACGCCAUUACGGGCCCCGGGGGCGGGUCGGCAGUGACCAACGCCGAAGAGGGGGAGACGAAGACGGCGCGGUUCCGGCUGCUGUGCCCGGGCCUGUUCGUGUACCACUGCGCGGCGGCGCCCAUCCCGGUGCACAUCGCCAACGGCAUGUACGGGCUCAUGUACGUGCAGCCGGCCGACGACGACAGCGCCGCGGCCGGCCCGGGGGGUCUCCCGCCCGUGGACCGCGAGUACUACGUGAUGCAGAGCGAGGUGUAUCACGAGCCGCCCGAGCCGGACGAGGACACGGGGCGGCCCUCGUCCACCGUCGAGUUCUCGUACCCGCAGGGCCUGCGCGAGGAGCCCAACGCCGUCGUCUUCAACGGGCGCGAGGCGGCGCUGACCCGCGACGCCCCCCUCAAGGCGCGCACGGGCGAGACGGUGCGCAUCUUCUUCGGCAACGGGGGCCCCAACCUGACGAGCUCGUUCCACGUCAUCGGCAGCCACUUCCUGCGCGCAUACCGCGACGGCGACGUGCUGAGCCCGCCGGGGCGCUUCGUCAGCACCCUGAGCGUGCCGCCGGCGGGCGCCGCCAUCGUCGACCUCAAGGUCCUUGUGCCGGGCACGUACACGCUCGUCGAUCACGCCAUCUUCCGCAUCGACAAGGGCGCCGUGGGCUUCCUCAACGUGGCGGGCGAGCCGCGGCCGGAUGUGUACAGCAGCACGGAGCCGCCAGCCCCGUGUGUGGGGUGCAAGCUGCAUCCGUGA
Molecule: messenger RNA, 1323 nt
Organism: Trichoderma asperellum CBS 433.97
Lineage: Eukaryota; Fungi; Ascomycota; Sordariomycetes; Hypocreales; Hypocreaceae
Molecular function (GO): copper ion binding; nitrite reductase (NO-forming) activity
Source: RefSeq, a predicted model, not a curated record